AGCAGCAGCCGUUAGUCGUUCAGUCGGACCGACUGGUUGUUAUUUCGUCAUUGACUCUCGGUGGACGACUGUCUGUCUCUCUCUCUGCCUGUCGGCCUGUCUGUCGACACUGUCUGUCAGUGGACACUGUAUCCGCGUAAGUGUGUGAUAAAGCGGACACGAUGAUGAUGUUUUCUCUGUGGGAGCGCUGGUUCUCCAGCAGCUGCUGUCUGUGCUGCCAUGUCCGCACAGGAACCAUCAUCCUGGGCGUCUGGUACAUGCUCAUCAAUGCAGUGGUAUUGCUCAUCCUGCUGACGGCUCUCAGUGAUCCUGAGCAGUAUCACCUGACCAGCGCUGAGUUGGCUAAUGACCUGGACGUCAUGGAUGAUGCAAAUAUGUGCAUCGCCUCUGCGAUCUCUCUGCUGAUGAUUCUUAUAUGUGGGAUGGCAACAUAUGGUGCAUACAAGCUUCGAGCCGCUUGGAUCAUCCCAUUUUUCUGCUACCAAAUAUUUGACUUUGCUCUCAACACCCUGGUCGCUGUCAGCAUUGUGGUUUACCCCAACACGGUACAGGACUACCUGCAGCAACUGCCCGAUAACUUCCCCUACAAAGAGGAGAUUGCAGCUCUCAGUAAUGUGUGCUUGGUUCUCGUGGUGCUGCUCUUCAUUGGCUGCAUUCUCGGCUUCAAGGCUUACCUCAUAGCAUGUGUGUGGAACUGCUACAGAUAUGUGAACGGCCGCGGAGCCUCUGAAAUCCUGCUCUAUGUGACGACUAACGACACCACGGUGCUGCUUCCUCCCUGCGACGACAGUGUCAGCAUCCAUACCAAGCAGGCUCCUCCACCUUACAUCACUGCUACAGCAUGAGGACAUUUCUGGGAUGCUGCCACUCACCACUGCACCUUGUUUAUCAAAGUCUAGCUAAAUUAAAAGCACCACACUGCCUCUCCAUGGUAUAGUGGAGCUGCUCACACAUUAAAUCAUGUAUAAAACGAUGUCACAUGCAUUAUGCAUUGUGCAAACUCAUCACUCCUGUUAUUUAUUGUUGAAAUCAUCAACUCUGUUGGUAUUACUAAAUAAAUAAUGUACGUUCUGCUGCAUCGGAGUGAAAUAACGGAUAAAAAGCAGAGACGAUAGAUGACAGAUUUUGUGUAUUUGUUCUGUGUGUUUCUGUGAUAGUGUUUUGUGAGUGUUUACAUUUGAUAUUCAUACGGUAUUUACUGUAACGUAAACACAUGCAAAUAUGCUGAUAGUAAUGAGUGAAGAGUUGUGACUUGUUUCCUGUUUGCUUUGCCCCUGCUUGUGAUUGGGGUUGAAUUGCCUUCAUUCAAGACUUUCUCUGCGAUGAUGUGCGUUUUACAGUGUAUACAUAAAGUAACACUUUGAACUGCGUCUACCUGUAAUCUGACACAAGCUUUCAGCAAACUAGUAUUUAUUCAACUUAAAAUCUUAUUUUACUGUUAUACUCGGCUGCAGACAUAAUUGUCUUCUGGUAUACACGUCACAAGUGUUGGGAUAUGCUGGUCAACCCUCCUGAAUUUUAAAUGUCAAUGUUUGUUUCUACGGAAAUGUCAAGAGCUGCUAUUUAUCUAUAAUGACUGCGCUGAAGUAGCACUGAUCUGGAAUCAGUUUGCUCAUUGAAGUGAUUGAAUGAUUUGCUCAGGGGAACCUGUUGCGAAGACUCUGGAUCAGGCCUCUUUACAUUAAGAGGCUCAGUAAAUAUGGACCCUGGUUGUGUUUUUUAAAUUAAAGCCAGUGGGAGGAGUCUAUUUUCUGUCUAAACAGGAGUCUGUUCCACCAGAUGCAGAUAUACUAGCAUAAGGCUUCCGGAAACACAAUGUCCUGUGAGGACAAAAGUCAAACUUGAAGACUGCUGAAAAAUAUGAAUGUUGCAUUUAUUUGUCUAUUAAAAUCUAAUGAUACUGA
Messenger RNA from Solea senegalensis (Senegalese sole), 1904 nucleotides. RefSeq names its product lysosomal-associated transmembrane protein 4B-like. The record is from RefSeq and is a predicted model, not a curated record. Bases 162 to 845 code for a protein of 227 amino acids. NCBI's taxonomy places the organism in Eukaryota, Metazoa, Chordata, Actinopteri, Pleuronectiformes, Soleidae. Gene Ontology annotation, cellular component: lysosomal membrane. The transcript is spliced from 7 exons.